AUGGACAGCUCGCAGUUCCUCUUGGUGGCUUGCGCGGCGGCUUUGCUGCUCUGGCUCUGGCGUCUUACGCAGGCGGAUGUGAAGAGGUGGAUCGGGCACUUAACCCACACCACGGAAGCUUGGUUGAAGGGCGGUGCAGACCUGAGUCCUAUGGCCAUGCGAGUGGAAGAGGAGCUUUGGCGCAUACGUGUGCACAUGUUCAUGACCUUCAUUCGGCUCAGCAUGCCCCCCAUACUGAUCAUGAUCGUGCUGGCAUCAGUGGAGUUCCUGCGCGAGCCCAGCUUUUGCAGUGGGAGCUGGUCGUUUUUCCUGUCGCUGGUGGUUGUAUUGUACGGUGUUGUUGUCGACAAGCAGCUACCUUACGCGCCCGUGCUUCUGCGCAACAUGCGGGCUUUUUUCGGCAUCGCGAACAUGAUUGUCACGAUCAGCAACUGCGGGAGCAGCAAGGACGAUUUUCCCGGCCGAUUGGGCCUCGUUAUCUCUGGACAGGUGUUGCAGGGAAUACUCUUUCCAGCACAUGUAAUGACAGUGGUAAAUUCCAUUCUGCACACGGUUCUCUACAUCUGGACCGCAGCAAAGGUGUAUGGCCAAAGCUCGCUGAACCCGUGGUUGCUUGUGUUUCACAUCUUUUUCCAAACCAUGGUGUGCAAUGUCUUUCCCUUCGUGCUGGAGUUUACGUUGCGGAACUGCGUCACAGCGUCCUUCCAGUCAAAGGACUCGGCCUCACUAAUCUCCGGGUUUCGCCAGAUGCUGAAAGGCAUCUGCGACGGGGAGUUGCUGGUGGAUGGCAAGUUCCGCAUCUGCGGCGGCGCGCCGUGCCUUCAGCGGCUGCUGGCAAGCCAAGAGGAGUUUGCCGGGCGCUGCCUGCGGGAUCUCAUCGACGGCGACGAGGAGCGAGAAAAGAUCGAUGGGUUCCUCGCGCCUGCCAUGCAGGAGGAUGACGCGGAGGACCUUCGGCCGAACGAAGGUGCCCCGCGCUGCCUGCGCGUGCCGCUGAAGGCUCCUUCCGGCCAGGUCGUCCCAGUCGACGUCUUCCACGUGCCGCUUCCCCGCAGCCUCUACGGGGAGAGCACCAACUACCACCUGCUGGCACUCACCGAGGACGUCCAUGCCCGAGCCCAACCAGAGGCCAACGCGAUGUCUCAGAGUGCAUUGCCAAGCAGCCUGCUGGCGUCCCGACGCCCGCCGGCGGCCUCCGUAGCCAGCAGCGCCGACACGCAGCUGGAAGGCUGCGACGAGCUGAUGGAGAUGACGCUGCUGCUGAACGCCAGCACGGAGCUCAUGGACAUAGAGGAGGCCCACCUGCGAUUCGUGCGCCACACCGAGGAGCCCAAGGUCCGGCUAGGCAUGCCCACCCUGAAGCGCUUCGCGCGGCCGCUGGACUGGGCCGGCAUCGACGCCACGCUGCGCCGCUACGCGCGCGAGGUGCGGAAGGCCUCGGCGAACGGCCAGGAGGUGGUGGAGAGGCAGGCGCUGCCGCAUCCGUUGGUGCUGCGGCUGCCCGGGGAGACGAGGAAGUACCUCCUCUCAAGGCUGGGAGGCUUUGGCAGACUGGUGUAG
Messenger RNA from Symbiodinium natans, 1560 nucleotides. Lineage: Eukaryota; Dinophyceae; Suessiales; Symbiodiniaceae. The record is from the annotation of a GenBank genome assembly.